This is a messenger RNA of Cannabis sativa, 2535 nucleotides long. Its product is annotated as aspartic proteinase CDR1. The coding region runs from base 370 to 2166 and encodes 598 amino acids. The transcript has 12 exons. NCBI's taxonomy places the organism in Eukaryota, Viridiplantae, Streptophyta, Magnoliopsida, Rosales, Cannabaceae. The record is from RefSeq and is a predicted model, not a curated record. Gene Ontology annotation, molecular function: aspartic-type endopeptidase activity. Gene Ontology annotation, biological process: proteolysis.
AAUUAUUUAUUCAUUAAAAGAGAGAGAGAGAGAGAGAGAGAGAGAUUGGAGUAUCCGUUGACCAAAGUAGAGUUUUUGGUUUGGGGUUGUGUCCGUUUAGUUAGUUUCUGCUGUGUUAAAUGAUAUGUCUGUCGUCUGAAUAUUCCUGCUCCACAGAGAGAGAGAGAGAGAGAAGAGAGCUACGAUGCGAUGCGAUGAGAUGAGGUGAGCGCCAAAAUCGUAUAAAAGGAGAACCCCACACGAAACUUCUUCUUAAACCCAAACUUUUCUUCUUCUGCCUUCAACCAUUAACAACAGUCUACUUUCAUUCUUUCUCCCUUGGUCUUGCUCAGUUCCUCUGCCCCAGACUCACUCAUCCAUCUCCCUCCCAUGGCUCCACCCUCUUUUAUCUCCAUCUUCUACUGCUUAAUCCAGUUCACUCUCCUCUACCACUCCUUUGCCUCACCAUCCUCCGAGGCCUUCCAUGCCUCCUCCGACUCUCGUCGUCACCCCAUGGUCCUUCCGCUCUAUCUAUCGCCUCCUAAAUCGUCCUCUCAACGCCGAGAGUUUGAGGGCCGCCGUCUUCAUAAAUCGGACCAGCCUAGGCCUAAUGCUCACAUGAGGCUCUACGACGACCUUCUAUCCAAUGGAUAUUAUACGACGCGGCUAUGGAUUGGGACUCCUCCCCAGGAAUUCGCUCUCAUUGUUGAUACGGGAAGCACUGUGACUUACGUGCCCUGUUCUGAUUGUGAACAGUGCGGGAAGCAUCAGGAUCCUAGGUUCCAGCCGAAUUCAUCUAGCACGUACGAACCUGUAAAGUGUAAUAUGAAUUGUAAUUGCGAUAAGGAUGGGGUUCAAUGCACUUAUGAGCGGCGGUAUGCUGAGAUGAGCUCAAGCAGUGGUGUCCUUGGUGAGGAUAUUAUUUCUUUUGGUAAUGAAAGUGAACUUGUACCUCAGCGUGCGGUUUUUGGGUGUGAAAAUGUGGAAACUGGUGAUCUAUAUAGCCAGAGGGCUGAUGGAAUAAUCGGUUUGGGUAGAGGACGGCUAAGUGUGAUGGACCAGCUUGUUGACAAGGGUGUUAUUGGUGACUCGUUCUCAUUAUGUUAUGGUGGGAUGGGUGUAGGUGGGGGUGCUAUGAUUCUUGGUGGAAUCUCUUCUCCCCCUGAUAUGGUAUUUACCCACUCAGACCCAUACCGCAGUCCAUACUACAAUAUUGAUUUGAAGGAAAUACAUGUGGCCGGGAAACCAUUGAAAUUAAGCCCAAAGGUCUUCGACAGAAAGCAUGGAACUGUCUUGGAUAGUGGAACUACAUAUGCUUAUCUUCCAGAAGAAGCUUUUUAUGCAUUUAAGGGGGCAAUUACGAGGGAACUACAUUCCCUUAAACAAAUUCAUGGUCCAGACCCUAAUUAUAAUGAUAUUUGUUUUUCAGGUGCUGGAAGGAAUAUUACUCAACUAUCAAAAAAAUUUCCACAAGUUGAUAUGGUAUUUGGCAAUGGGCAAAAGUUGUCUCUAUCUCCAGAAAACUACUUGUUCCGGCAUACGAAGGUUAGUGGUGCAUAUUGCUUGGGAAUUUUUAAAAAUGCCGAUCAAACUACUCUUUUAGGAGGAAUUCUUGUCCGCAAUACCCUUGUGACUUAUGAUCGAGAAAAUGAUAAGAUUGGUUUUUGGAAAACUAAUUGUUCUGAACUUUGGAAGAGUUUGAACUAUCUCAGUUCUCCUCCUCCAGUUACUCCCUCGGAUUCUGGCAGCUUGAAUGGAAUCACAGAAAUUCCUCCAAGCGCAGCUCCUGAUGGAUUGCCAAAAAAUGAUUUUUCAGUUGAAUUUCAGAUAGGACAUAUAUCUUUUGAUAUGAAGCUUGGUGUGAACAAAUCAGUGAAGCUCAAUUUUACAGAGCUUACAGGGUUAAUUGCCAAUGCACUGGAAGUUAAAGUUUCACAGGUUCACUUAACAAACUUAAAGGUUGAAGGAAAUUCUUCACUUAUUACAUGGGCCGUUUAUCCUGUUUCCAAUACGACUGCAAUGAGUAUAAUUUUGCGCUUGAAGGAGCAUCAUAUGCAGCUCCCAAAAAAAUUUGGAAGUUACCAGCUGGUUGAGCUCAAAGUUGAGCCUCAAAAGAAACACAUUGCAGAUCAUGGUGGAAGCAUCAUCAUAUAUUGGCGGCGACUAUUGGAGUUACAGUUACCUUAGCUUUUGGAUUAUUAACAUUAGGGAUGUGGUUGUUUUGGAGACACAAAAGACUAGAGGUUGGUUCAUAUGAACCUGUUGGCGCCAUUAUUGCUGAACAAGAGCUUCAGCCACUUUAAAAGGAAAAAUGUUAAUUGAAGAUUGAUCAUUUUGUAUAGUGUCUUCAUAGAUAUAUAUAUUGUAUACUUAGUGAGAAAAAUCUUUCACUAGGCACCUCGAGAACGUUCUACCAAUAUUUGGUUGAUUUGGAGAUGAAAUAUGCCAUCGCUCCAUCUGUAUAACGAACAUAAUAGAAAAAAUAACACAAAAAAGUUUAUGAAAAUGCUCAAGAUUUUCUCGAAAAGUCUUGACCUUUUUUCAUUUAUUUUAAAA